Dipodomys spectabilis (banner-tailed kangaroo rat) is the source of this 895-nucleotide messenger RNA. It is a transcript of the gene Gemin7, whose product is annotated as gem nuclear organelle associated protein 7. Gene Ontology annotation, cellular component: SMN-Sm protein complex. The record is from RefSeq and is a predicted model, not a curated record. NCBI's taxonomy places the organism in Eukaryota, Metazoa, Chordata, Mammalia, Rodentia, Heteromyidae. The coding region runs from base 103 to 504 and encodes 133 amino acids. Gene Ontology annotation, biological process: spliceosomal snRNP assembly. Gene Ontology annotation, molecular function: RNA binding. The transcript is spliced from 2 exons.
AACCCGGGCUCGGGGGCUCGCGGCGGACCCGGGCGUCUAUCUCGGUGGCGCCGCCGGAAGUGGGGUCGCCGCGGGCCGCCGCGGGAGCGCGCACCCGGAACAAUGCAGUCGCCACCUGGCAUCCCUGUGCCUGUGCCUGUGAUCCGGCUUCCCCGGGGUCCUGAUGGCUUCAGCCGUGGAUUUGCCCCUGAAGGACGCAGGGUCCCCCUAAAGUCUGGUGGUUCUGAACUCCAAGAAGGUCCUAUGAACGAAGACUCUCCAGAAACCCAGGAGCAGCGAGCCCGGGCCACACUCCGAGAGCGCUACCUUCGCAGCCUGCUGGCCAUGGUGGGCCGUCCAGUGAGCUUCACCCUGCACCAGGGCGUGCUCGUGGCUGCCCAUUUUGGAGCCACUGACCUGGACGUGGCCAACUUCUAUGUGUCGAAGCUGCAGACUCCCAUAGGUGUGCAGGCUGAGGCAUUGCUUCGGUGCAGUGACAUUAUUUCUUACACCUUCAGGCUCUGAAGAAGAACCUUCCCCCAGCCCUGCCCUUUUAACUGUGUGGCCUAGCCCACCAUUCCAGGCCUCCAAAGGGCCCAGGCCAGGACCUUGGCCCAUGAAGGUCUCUGCCUCUUUGAGUUCCAAGUCAAGCUCCAGCGCUGUUCCCACCUCCAGGGUCAGUGGAGAGAAACCACAGCCAUGAGUUUUAGGUCCCAAGGGAAGGAACCUGAAAGGUAUUCUACCUCAGAACUGGGUCCUGCAGAACCGGGCCCGGUGGGAAGGAGCGCACUGAAGGAAGCCAGCUACCUAAGGGAGCUGUUUAUUGAAUUGGUUGAAAAGGUCACCUACCCUGAAGAGUCUUCUUCUCCCCCUCCCCUCCCCCUCUGAUGCCAAAGAAGCUAUUUUCCACGGAAAA